Messenger RNA from Morus notabilis, 1412 nucleotides. RefSeq names its product 1-aminocyclopropane-1-carboxylate oxidase homolog 1. Lineage: Eukaryota; Viridiplantae; Streptophyta; Magnoliopsida; Rosales; Moraceae. Bases 92 to 1222 code for a protein of 376 amino acids. The transcript has 3 exons. The record is from RefSeq and is a predicted model, not a curated record.
GUAUAUGGUGGCUUGCAUUUCAAAUAUCACACCUAACUAGAACUUCAAAUUCUAUAUUGCAAAGAAAGAAGGAGAAAAAAGAGAGAAGAAAAUGGCAGCUACUGGCAGAGAUGAAGCUGUUUCAUCCUCAUACAAGGCAAAAGGCGAUAGACUCGGUGAGCUAAAAGCUUUUGACAAAACCAAGGCUGGUGUCAAAGGACUUGUUGAUUCUGGGAUUACAGAGAUUCCUCGUAUAUUCUAUCACCCAUCUGAUCAUAAUUUGAAGCAGAACUCAGUUUCUGGAGAUCAUACCAAGUCAAAUAUUCCUGUCAUAGACCUCGGAGGACUAAUUAGUAACGAUGCGGUUCAAGCGCGAAAGGAGAUUGUUGAGAGAGUACGAGAGGCAUCUGAGACAUGGGGUUUCUUCCAAAUUGUCAACCAUGGAAUCCCUGAGAGUGUUCUUGAGGAUAUGAUAGACGGGGUUCGUCGGUUUCACGAGCAAGAAACUGAGGCGAAGAAAACAUUUUUUACGCGAGAUCUUACGAGGGCAGUGAUCUACAACAGCAACUUUGAUCUAUAUAGUGGGAUUUCAACGAAUUGGAGGGAUUCGUUUGUUUGUACUAUGGCUCCUAAUGCUCCAAACCUUGAAGAGAUGCCAAUAAUAUGCAGAGACAUAUUGAUAGAGUACUCAAAGCAAGUAAUGAAAGUGGGAACUUUGGUGUUUGAGUUGCUCACGGAGGCUCUAGGGUUGAAUCCAAAUUACUUGAAUGCCAUAGGUUGCGCCGAGGGCCUAAUGAUUUUAGGCCAUUACUAUCCCGCAUGCCCGCAGCCAGAGUUAACUUUAGGCACGACCAAGCACGCUGACAAUGACUUCGUCACGGUGCUUCUUCAGGAUCACAUUGGUGGUCUCCAAGUUCUACAUGACAAUGACUGGAUUGACGUACCACCUCAGCCCGGAGCUCUAGUGGUGAACAUUGGAGAUCUUCUGCAGCUCAUAUCAAACGACAAAUUCAAGAGCAUCGAGCAUAGAGUACUGGCGAGCCGCGUGGGUCCAAGAAUAUCUGUUGCAAGCUUUUUCAGUACUAACUUGCUGCCAACAACAAAAUUGUAUGGACCCAUUAAGGAGUUAUUAUCAGAAGACAAUCCUCCAAAGUACAGGGAAACCACAAUGAGGGACUAUGUUGCCUAUUUCAAUAAAAAAGGCCUCGAUGAAACUUCUGCCUUGGAUCAUUUCAGGCUUUGAAGUUGACAAAGCCAAGGCAGAGAAGAAUGAUUUCCUUUACUCAACAUAUUCAAUAAUAAAAUGUGACGAUUUUCAUACACAGUGAUUUCCUUAUCAAUUUGUUUUACGGGACAAAUAAAUUGGAAUGUUGUUUGAAAUCUGUUUUUGUUUCUAUAGUACUCUCAGUUAUUGUCUUCAGUAUUUGAUCUCA